AUGGCCGCCGCGGCGGGCCCAACAACCACAGUCGAGAUCGUGGAUUACAGCACUGUCCAUGCGACAAGCACGAUCUAUGUGGCUCCUGCAUCCACAACGAGCUCGGGGUCGUCAACGGAGAAUCUGGGGCAUGCUCAGCCGUACGGCGAGUUCCCGACUCAUCAAAUGAUCUGCCUGGCCGGCUUUCUGGUGCUAUCGGUUGGAGCGAACCUCCUCUCAUGCAUGUUGCUGCAAGUCUUCCACUGGGCGAUUCUCCAGUCGGGUCACAUCCAGCGGGCCCGCCUCUACUAG
Molecule: messenger RNA, 291 nt
Organism: Recurvomyces mirabilis
Lineage: Eukaryota; Fungi; Ascomycota; Dothideomycetes; Mycosphaerellales; Teratosphaeriaceae
Exons: 2
Coding region: 1-291 (96 amino acids)
Source: RefSeq, a predicted model, not a curated record